AUGGAUCUGGAAAAAAUCCUGAUGAAAGGGCGUGGUGAGGAUUUGUUCACUUGUGGUGCAACUAGUCUUUAUGGGAACAUCAAUUUGGUGUCUUGUUUAGAAGCAGUUGAUGGAAAUGACGUCCUUUUUAGGAUCAAAAGAAGCACGCAGUUGAAGAAGCUGAUGAAUGCCUAUUGUGAUCGCCAAUCUGUUGAGAUAAACUCAAUUGCCUUCUUGUUUGAUGGUCGUCGUCUUCGUGGAGAGCAAACUCCUGAUGAGCUGGACAUGGAGGAUGGGGAUGAGAUUGAUGCUAUGUUGCACCAAACUGGUGGUGCUGUGAAAACAAGUGAUUAUGCUUGAUGGAAAGCUAAUCUACUGGUGGAUGUAGGUGGUAGUGGGGUCUUGGGAUUGUUGUUAAUGGACAUAUUUAUGCUAGUCUUGUUUUGCUAAAUGAGCUCUCAUUAAGAGCUUUGACAGUGACUAAACUAUCUUAGUAGGAUUUGGAUUUGCAAUGUUUGGUUUGUUGGGACAUGGCUCCUCAUUC
This is a messenger RNA of Populus nigra (black poplar), 523 nucleotides long. Its product is annotated as small ubiquitin-related modifier 1-like. Gene Ontology annotation, cellular component: nucleus. The transcript has 4 exons. NCBI's taxonomy places the organism in Eukaryota, Viridiplantae, Streptophyta, Magnoliopsida, Malpighiales, Salicaceae. The record is from RefSeq and is a predicted model, not a curated record. Gene Ontology annotation, molecular function: protein tag activity; ubiquitin-like protein ligase binding. The coding region runs from base 1 to 339 and encodes 112 amino acids. Gene Ontology annotation, biological process: protein sumoylation.